UUAGGACCACAUCGCCCCAGCUGGCCAGCUUAUAUAUCCAUCCCAGAAACUUCCACCUACACACUUGACCUUUUUUUUCCCCUUCCUUUCAACUAAACACAGAAAACUGUGUUGUGAGGCCAAAUCCAUAUCAAGAUCAAAAUGAUGCAAACGGAGCAUCUUCCCCACACACACUCUUCUCCCAGCUUCAGCAGCUACUCAUCUUCUGAGACCUUGGCUCAAAUUGCCGCCAGAGUCAUCCAAGAACUUCAACAAGACCCUCUCUACGCCAACGACCUCCUUUUUCCCUCCUCAUGGCCCCAAAACGACUUCCAACAUGACCAAAACGACAACGACGACGAUGACAACAACCAAGACGACGACGAAUUCGAAUUCUCCCUCGUUUCCAGAGAUAUUGCCUCCUCCCCCGUUUCCGCCGACGACAUUUUCCACAACGGCCACAUCACUCCAAGCUACCCACUCUUCGGCCGACACGUCCUCCUCAACGGCGUCUUCUCGGAUUCUCCGCUUCGCGCCAGUGAAACGACUCCGGCACCGGCACCGGCACGGCGACGUUUGCCUCUGAGGGCUCUGAUGUUGGAGGAGCACGAAAACAACAGCAAAAACGAACUGGAAGGUGUGGCGGAGGGAAGCUACUGUGUGUGGACCCCACAGAGCUGCAAGAAGAGCAGCUCUGCCGGUUCUAGUUCUUCGAGGAGAUGGAAGCUUCGAGAUUUGUUACUCAGAAGCCAUAGCGAUGGCAAGGAACCGAUUCUGUUUAUUAAUAACAGCAAGGCCGUGCUACCAAAUCAAAAUGGCUCGGCCGCCGUGAAGGAUGGUGGAGAGAGGUCUAAGAGGAGGUUUUUCUUGCCUUACCGCCAAGAGAUUCUGGGGCUUUUUGGGAAUAAUAAUAAUAAUAGUGGAGUUGGUAGAGACUCGCAACCUUCUUCAAAUCCCAACUAGGUUCCUACUUUUUCUUUCUUCUUUUCGGUUUGGGGUCCUCAAAAUUAUAUUUGUUGGUUCUCCCUCUUUUCUUUUAUAUUUGUAUUCUUUAAAGUUUAAAUUUUAUUUUAAAAAAUAAAUAUAAUUUCUUAUCAUUUA
Messenger RNA from Arachis stenosperma, 1080 nucleotides. RefSeq lists its product as uncharacterized. The transcript has a single exon. The record is from RefSeq and is a predicted model, not a curated record. NCBI's taxonomy places the organism in Eukaryota, Viridiplantae, Streptophyta, Magnoliopsida, Fabales, Fabaceae. Bases 142 to 942 code for a protein of 266 amino acids.